AUGGAGUCAGAAAAGAAUUAUUUUUUAGCACAAUACCUGCAACAAAUCUCGGAAGAAGAACCAGGAGUGAAAUCACCAAAAAGCGCUGGAGACGGAAGCACAAUGUCAAUUUCGGAUUUCUCAUUCAUCAAAGUGCUUGGUAAAGGAUCAUUUGGAAAGGUCAUGCUGGCUGAGAAAAAAGGGUCCGAUGAAGUUUAUGCUGUAAAAAUCCUGAAGAAAGAUGUGAUAGUGCAAGAUGACGAUGUGGAAUGUACAAUGUGUGAAAAGCGAAUUCUUAGCCUAGCUGCCAAGCACCCAUUCCUCACUGCUCUGCACAGCAGCUUCCAAACCGCGGUAAGUAUAUUUUUUUGGGGAAAGAGUUAGGA
Cylicostephanus goldi is the source of this 365-nucleotide messenger RNA. The record is from the annotation of a GenBank genome assembly. Lineage: Eukaryota; Metazoa; Nematoda; Chromadorea; Rhabditida; Strongylidae.